Molecule: messenger RNA, 2604 nt
Organism: Menidia menidia (Atlantic silverside)
Lineage: Eukaryota; Metazoa; Chordata; Actinopteri; Atheriniformes; Atherinopsidae
Source: the annotation of a GenBank genome assembly
AUGGGCGAGGACGUUCAGUCUGAGCGUCUGAAACCGGCGGGUUCGCCUCUCAGACUGAACGCGGAGCCAGCGGAGAGGCUGAGUCAGCUGGAAGGCAGCGCGCCCGGCCACAACGAUCCCUUUUUCCUGUCGUCCAGCACAUCGUCUGCGCGCGUGUCACUCCUCGGUAAUGAGCGCAUCGUGACCCUCUAUAGACCCGAAGGGGGCGCCGUGGAGUCACCACCUCGCCAUACAUCAACAAAGUCCGGGUUGCAGGACAUGGCAGCAGCUGAAAGAGUUGGCCUCUUUUUUUUAACCUUUCUCUGUUACACUUUGAUACUGCUUGUGAAUGUGGUUCUUAUUGUUACUGUCAUAUUGGAAGAAAAACUCCACAAACCCAUGUACAUUUUUCUAUGUAACCUGUGCAUUAAUAGCUUGUAUGGGACUGCUGCCUUUUACCCCAAAUUCCUCUUUGAUUUACUGUCUGACAGUCAUGUAAUAUCUUACCGUGGCUGCCUAAUGCAGGUUUUCGUCGUGUACUCGUACGCAGCCACUGAAUUCUCUACUCUCACCAUGAUGGCUUAUGACCGGUACGUGGCCAUAUGCCGCCCGCUGGAGUAUCACUCUGUCAUGACAAAGCAGAGAGUUGCUCUGUUGGUGAGUUUCUCCAGACUUGUGCCUUUACUCUGUCAGGGUGUGGUGAUGAUCAUGACCUCCACUCUGACACUGUGUGGCUCCAGCAUACAGAAACUUUUCUGUGACAAUUGGUCAAUCCUAAAACUUUCCUGUUACCCAGCAACUGCUAACAGCGCUGUUGGUUUUAUAGUAAUAUUGUUUUAUUUUUGCCACGAUCUCUUCAUUCUGUGUUCUUAUGUGUGGUUGGUAAAGUUUGCCUUGAAAUCUAGCGAGGGCAGGAAGAAGUUUGCGCAGACCUGUGUGCCUCAUUUAUUAUGUUUGCUUAACGUUACGGUGUCUCUCCUGUUUGAUCUCAUGUACGCGAGAUAUGGAUCGGACUCUGUGCGGCAGGGCGUGAAAAACUUCAUGGCUGUACAGUUUCUGAUGAUUCCACCUAUUCUCAAUCCUGUUAUAUACGGUCUUAAGCUCACUCAGGUUCGAAACAGUGUUUUAAGUUUGUGUGGAUACAGUAAACGGCCUUUUUACUUGAACUUCACCAUGUUUGUGAACAUUGGACCUUAUCGCUUUGUUGCCUUCGCUUUUUGCGCGUUGCUGUACAGUUUUAUUAUCUCUGCUAAUCUCCUCAUGAUACUGGUUAUAUCACAAUACAAAACACUGCAUACUCCAAUGUAUACUUUUAUUGCUUUGUUAUCUGUCAACUCUCUCUAUGGCUCUUUUGGUUUCUUUCCCAGAUUUCUCAUGGACCUGCUCUCUGAUACUCAUUUGAUCUCACUUCCGGCCUGCUUGACUCAGAUUUAUGUCAUUUACACAUAUGCUUCCAAUGAACUGACAAUUCUCAGCAUCAUGGCUCAUGAUCGAUAUAUUGCUGUUUGCUAUCCCCUGCACUACCACAGGAAGAUGACAUCAAAAACUGUGAUUGUGUUGUCGGCAUUGGCUUGGAUUUUCCCAGCCCUUUCCCUUCUAACAUUAGUCUCCCUCUCUGCCCAGCUUCCUUUAUGCGACAACAAGAUACAAAAAGUGUUCUGUGCCAACUGGAAUGUGUUUAAACUGGCCUGCAUUAACACUGCGCUGAACAAUAUUUUGGGGAUGCUCUUGACUAUAGUUACAGUUUUCCUUCCUUUCUUUUACGUCCUUUACACCUAUUUGCAAAUUGUACUGGUGUGCUGGAGAAAAUCUGCAGAGUUCCGCAGUAAUGUGCUGCAGAGCUGUGUCCCACACAUUGUCUCCUUUGUUACUUAUUCCAUUACAGGGUUUUGUGACAUUGCUUUGAGUCGCUAUAAUCUGGAGGAGAUAAACCCAUUUGUGGCUGUAAUUCUAUCUCUGGAGUUUGUUCUCAUUCCUCCAGUUCUGAAUCCUCUUGUGUACGGCUUCAAUAAGCUGCCCAGCAUGGCUCCGGCGGCAACCCAACCGGCCGACCUGGAGCUCAUCCCUCUGGGAAGUCUGAAAGAGGCCACAAAGGCGCCAACGGCCGCUCCCAGCGCCGCUCCGCCGGCUCUCAGCCACGAUGCCGUCCAAUCGUUGAGAGGCCUGAACGUGUCCGACCCUGGCCGAGUUGUCAAAAACAUGAUACCUGUUGCCACAUUUGUCCACCAGCCAGCGGAGGGCUGGCCAUCUCUCAACGUGUUCUUCGAUGGUGGUGAGCCCGAGCUUGUCUCCCCAGGUGAACAGCACCACAGCUCGAGUCCACGCCCAGAAUCCGAGAGAGCUCAGGAGCUCCUCCAGGUUCCUCCUGUCUGUGUCGGUGAAGGUCUCGUCGCACCGCACCGCCACCAGGACGGCGUGAGGACAGGGGGCGCACAGAGAUGCACCCUGGGUAAUCUGCACCCGUACUUCCUGUGGAGUGUCUUCAGAGCAGUAUCUGCCGUGCCAGCCGGGGGUGUCCACCACGGAGACGCGCCUCCUGCCCAAAGCGCCGGGUCUUUCGGUGGACCGUGUUGUAGGACAUCCGGAAGGAAAGGCCUCCUCACCGAGAAUGAUGUUUCCCGCUGA